AUGUACCGGUAUCUCAAAGCCCUCUUCAAGAAUGGCUUUUCAGAAUUGGAAAUCUCGCUUGCAAAAGAAUGGAAAACUUAUACGGGAAGCUAUAUUAAGGAAAUCACCAAACUUUUUGACUACGAUGAUGUGGGGACUUUAACACUAAUGCCAUCCCGUGCUAUCAAGCCCAAUAUAAUCUUUUCCGGUAAUGCUAAGAAGACAAGAUUGUCAGUUGUAUUUGGGUGUCUUAAUAUUGACGAGAUCUCGCCUGGUAAAUCUGUGGUAUUCAAAGUAUAUGACUAUGCCAGAAGCUGCUUGAGCUGUCCUUGUAUGGGGAUGACAAGUUUCAGAGCACAUCAAACAACUUUUUGCUUGACUACUGCCAUGCUUCUAUCGGAAAUAAGAGCGUACCAAAUGUUGAGCAGAAAUUACUAUACAAUGAGCUCAUCCCAAGAGUCUUAG
Molecule: messenger RNA, 444 nt
Organism: Saccharomycopsis crataegensis
Lineage: Eukaryota; Fungi; Ascomycota; Saccharomycetes; Ascoideales; Saccharomycopsidaceae
Exons: 1
Coding region: 1-444 (147 amino acids)
Source: RefSeq, a predicted model, not a curated record